Messenger RNA from Raphanus sativus (radish), 1100 nucleotides. RefSeq lists its product as uncharacterized. NCBI's taxonomy places the organism in Eukaryota, Viridiplantae, Streptophyta, Magnoliopsida, Brassicales, Brassicaceae. Bases 1 to 456 code for a protein of 151 amino acids. The transcript has 8 exons. The record is from RefSeq and is a predicted model, not a curated record.
AUGGUUGUAGUUUUUGAUAGUCCUGCAGAAGAUCUGUACGGCAUUUUUAUCAAUAGGGUUCGUCGAGAGCGUCCACCGGAGUAUUUGGAAAAGGUUAAAGGUUUGACAAAAUGGGUCCCUCCUCCAGUGAAGAUGACAAGCAGCUAUGUUCGUCAAAACAUUGACAUAUCUCAGAAGAGAAUGGAUGUGGCUUCUCUUGAUAUGCUUCAGUUUCACUGGUGGGAUUAUGCGAAAGACGGUUAUCUUGAUGCACUGAAACACCUCACUGACUUAAAAGAAGAAGGUAAGAUCAAGACUGUUGCUUUGACAAAUUUUGAUACAAAGAGACUUGAGAUAAUCUUAGAGAAUGGAAUCCCUGUUGUUAGCAACCACGUACAAUACUCCAUUGUAGACAUGCGUCCUCAACAGAGAAUGGCUCAGCUUUGUGAGCUUACAGGCGUCAAACUUAUAACUUAAAAUCUCUUCUCAACUCUCUCGAAAAUCUCUUUAACAACUGACUUGACCACACAUCAUCGAAGGUCUUUUCGAGUGUAGAUAUGGGACAGUAAUGGGUGGUCUACUGUCGGAGAAGUUCCUUCAUGCCAAUCUAACCAUCCCUUUUGCUAGCCCUGGUUUGAAUACUCCUUCUCUCCAAAAGUACAAAAGGAUGGUUGAUGCAUGGGGAGGGUGGAAUCUCUUCCAAGGUUUGCUUCGCACGAUGAAAAGCAUUGCCACAAAACAUGGAGUUUCUAUUCCGACCGUGGCCGUGAGAUACGUACUAGAUCAGCAAGGAGUUGGCGAAUCAAUGAUUGGGGUGAGGCUAGGGUGAGCGGAACACAUACAAGAUGCAAACGCUAUAUUAUCAUUGGUAUUGGAUGAUGAAGAUGUGAAUAGCAUACAAGAGGCUACCAAGAAAGGUAAAAAUCUUCUUCAAGUGAUUGGUGACUGUGGAGACGAGUACUGACGUGUAGAAUACCGUUUACAUGCAUUCAAGACACAAGAUCUGUGUUGGGAUUCGUAUAUAUGAGUUCAAUACUUGACCAAAUUUGAGAUGGUUUAAAUGGAGGUAUUACCCUAUUUUGACUCGAACUGUUUCAAAAACUAAAAUAUGUAUUGUACUA